UAAGGCUCAGUACACCAGAACUGAGUACAAGGCACGUACCUUGAGUGUUUUCCUGAAGGGCGACCAGCUCGUCGCUGCUAAGGUACAUGCCUCUGCACCUGCCUAUCUUCCUAAGGCGACCCUCUUCUGUGUCCCUUUCGGAUUCGCAGUUCGGUGCUGCGGGCAUUACCAUCUCAACGCCACCGUUCUUCGCAGGGUCGCUUCUGAGUCUCCUGUCGGAAAAUUCUCUCGCUUUGCUCGCUACAUCCCGGGUCAACGCAAAGCUUCGAGUGCCCAACCAACUAUCCUCCGUUAUCGGGGCAUCGCCUCACCUGCAUCCUGGCAGCACGACAAGUCUCCUUUUUCCAGCGGUACACACAGGCUUGUUUGAGCCGUCGUUCUUCAACUCAAACUUUUCUAGCCAAACCACGCAGCCUUAUACUUAUUACCAUCUAUUUUUCGUCUUCCGGAUCGACGCUGACACAACAAUUCAGAGCUUCAAUGAGAUGACUUUCUCUCCGCAUGCUUAUCUGGGCGUUGGUAUUCCCCUCCUCCCACUUCACGAUCUGUCAAUAGACAUCAAUGCCACGGACUUCAAUCCGAAUGACCCCUCCGCCUGGAUGUCGGCAGAGUACAACAACUCUCAGGCUUCAUCCGCGGCCACACACACUGGCUUCCCUGCGCACUCCGACAUAUCUCUGCCUGUUGUCAUGCCCCAGCCGCAGCAUGCAGCCGCCCAAUUCGAUCACUAGAAAGACAUGCCACAACAGUACAAUGUUUUUGCCAGGGGGUUGGACUGCUUGCAGGAGCCCAGUGAGCAGCAGAUCACAAAGCCAUGGCGCCUUAAGUCUCGAUAUCCUUGUACCCAUCAUUCUGAUGGUACUAGUUCAUUGUUACUAGACACAUGUUGUACUGUACGCAAUGAACCGCGCUCCCUUCCAUCGACCUAGUCCUCUCAACACUUAAACUGUGU
This is a messenger RNA of Suillus fuscotomentosus, 952 nucleotides long. RefSeq lists its product as uncharacterized. Bases 87 to 731 code for a protein of 214 amino acids. The record is from RefSeq and is a predicted model, not a curated record. NCBI's taxonomy places the organism in Eukaryota, Fungi, Basidiomycota, Agaricomycetes, Boletales, Suillaceae. The transcript has a single exon.